This is a messenger RNA of Hypanus sabinus (Atlantic stingray), 4256 nucleotides long. RefSeq names its product SCAN domain-containing protein 3-like. Lineage: Eukaryota; Metazoa; Chordata; Chondrichthyes; Myliobatiformes; Dasyatidae. The record is from RefSeq and is a predicted model, not a curated record. The transcript has 2 exons. The coding region runs from base 2687 to 3724 and encodes 345 amino acids.
UUUUCUUUAUUUUUAAUUUUCCAUUGUGAAUUAUCUAAUCAUUUGGCAUGGUUAUAUAUUUUAGGCUGAUACAGCAAGAAAGCAACACAGUAGUAGGAUGAAACAAUCAUUCAGAUUAAUAACAUAGAACAGUACAGACCUAUAAUAUGCCCAUCUAUGUAAUCCUAUUACACAAUCAAUCUAACUCUUCCCUCCAUUAUUCUUUCAUUCACAUGCCCAUCUAAGACUCUUUUAAAUGUACUUAUUAUAUCAGCCUCUACCACUACCCUCAUUCCAGGCACCAUCACUCCACAUGUUAAAAACCUACUUCUGACAUCUCCCAAACACGAGGAAAUCUGCAGAUGCUGGAAAUUCAAGCCACGCACACAAAACGCUGGUGGAACACAGCAGGCCAGGCAGCAUCUAUAGGAAGAAGUACAGUCAACAGGAGGGUGAAGCUAAGAGCUGGAAAGGUGAUUAGCAAAAGGGAUGCUGAGCUGGAGAAGAGAAAGGAUCAUGGGAUGGGAUGCUUUCUCUGGUGGACAGAGCAUAGGUGUUCAGCUAAAUGGUCUCCCAGAAAGCAGGAUCUCCCAGUGGCCACACUUUUUAAUUCCAUGUCCCAUUCCCAUUCUGAUAUGUCUGUCCUUACUGUCAAGAUGAAGCCACACUAAGGUUGGAGGAACAACACCUUAUAUUACGUCUGGGUAGCCUCCAACCUGAUGGCAUGAAAACUGAUUUCUCUAACUUCCGUUAAUGCCUCUCCUUCCCUUCUUACCCCAUCCCUGUUUUAUUUAUUUUCCCUCCCCUCCUUUUUUUUUCUCUCUCUGCCCAUCACUCUUUGCCUGUUCUCUAUCUCCCUCUGGUGCCCUACCCCUUUCUUUCUCCCUAGGCCUCCCAUCCUAUGAUCUUUUCCUUUCUCCAGCUCUGCGUCCCUUUUGCCAAUCACCUUUCCAGCCGUCAGCUUCAACCCCAGCCCCUCCUGCCUUCUAUCAUUUCGGAUUUCCCUUUCCCCUCCUACUUUCAAAUCUCUUACUAUCUUCUCUUUCAGUUAGUCCUGACGAAGGGUCUCGGCCCAAAACAUCGACAGUGCUUCUUCCUAUAGAUGCUGCCUGGCCUGCUGCGUUCCGCCAGCGUUUUGUGUCUGACAUCUUCCCUAAGCUUUCCUCCACACACCUUAAACAGAUGUUCUUUGGCACUAGCCACUGCCACCUUAAGAAAAUGGUGCUGACUGUCCACUUUAUCUAUGCCUCUCAUAAUCUCAUAAUGUACAUCUCUGUCAAGUCACCUUUUAUUUUACCCUCUGUGGUUCCAGAGAGAAAAGCCCUAGCUCGUUCAACAUUUCUGCAUAGGUUGCAUGGUCGUUCAUGCUGGUAGACGGAAUAAAGGAGUUAAAACUAUUUUCCAAAUGGGUAGCAAAUUCAGGAACUGUAGUCCUAGCAACACACACAAAAUGCUAGUGGAACACAGCAGGCCAGGCAGCAUCUAUAGAAGAAGCACUGUCCACGUUUCAGGCCGAGACCCUUCGUCAGGAUUCUCUAAAGGUUACCUUGCAGGUUGAAUCAGUAGUAAGGAAAGCAAAUGCAAAUCAUAAAAUCAUAGAAAAAUACAGCACAGAAAACGGCCUUUCAGCCCAUCUAGUCCAUGCCAAACCAUUUAAACUGUCUACUCCCAUCAGACUGCAUUGGGCUAAUGUUAGCAUUUAUUUCAAGAUGACUAUAAUAUAAAAGCAAGGCUGCAUGGCUUCCUGAAAAACAACUUUUAUUAAGACAUUGGAUAGACAACGCUUGGUUUAGUGAACCCCUUAUCUAAGGAAAGAUAUGCUGGCAUUGGAGAGGUUUGAUCCCGGGAAUGAAAGGGUUAACAUGUGCGUAACAUUUAAUUCAGAUUCAAAUUAUUGAUUGUUCUGGGAAAAAUAUUUUAUUUAAUUCAGUUCAUAUCAUAGUCCAGACAGGUAAGCAAACCAUUUUGUAGUGGCAGGUCUGGCUUCUGUACCUUUCAUUAUCAGACAAGGGAAUCCACAGGCAGACUGCACCAUCAAAGUCUCAUUUUCUCUUGAACUGUCAGCACAUGACAAGAUUUGCAAACAAGUCAGACAGCAGCCAUUUUAUCUUGGGCUGCUACACUGAACAAACUAGAUUUGAAGUGCUUGAUAAGCGGCUGUUCGCUUCCGUGCCUGCAGCAAUCAGGAGGGAAAAACAACCAAUCAACCACAAACAGCAUAAAAUAGAAAAUGACUAUAUGUGAUGAGACUCAAUCGGCCAAUUUUCCUACUUCCAACAUGCAAAAAGCCUUCUCUAUUUUCAAUUAUUUAGAUCACAAGAAACUGGGUACAAUGUCAAGAAAAUGAUCAAUUGUGUAGAUGCUUGUACUAAAUGUUGGUUUAUAGAUCCUGAUUGAAUACAGGAGAAUAGAAGUCGUGUAAAAGCUACUCAAAGUUCUAAAAGCAGCUGUUCGGGGCCUUAUAUCUGAGGGAGGAUGUGGCCGAUUUCACCAACACUUCAAAAUAACCCUUUAGCCUAAGACUACCAGCUACACCAGUGAUCCCCAACCACCGGGCCACGGACCGGUACCGGGUCGCAAACCGUGUGCUACCAUGUCGCAGGUCAUUACCCACGCAAGGUCAUCAGUCGGUCAUUAACUUGAUGAGUAAGAAAAAAGUCACUUGAGAGUUUCUUUGGAAGAGGUGGUAGGGGACAUAAAAGGCCUAAUGAUGAUGAUUACGCAGAGACAGCUGAGGCCAAGACUGCGAAAAAAAAAGAAAGCUUCCUUCAACAGAAAAUACAACGAGUCGUACAUAAAGUACGGCUUUAAUGCAACCGGUGACUCACAAGCUCCAAGCCCCCUGUGUGUGAUAUGUGGAGACAAGCUGUCUAAUGGGGCAAUAAAGCCCUCAAAACUGCUUUGGCACCUUGAGUCCAAGCACCCUGCACUUAAAGACAAACCCGCUGAGUUUUUUGAGCAGAAAAAAUAUGAGCAAGCGGGACAAAAGCAAGUGCUGACAGCCAUCACCUCCACAAAUGCUGCUGCUCUGAAAGCAUCGUACAUAGUGGCUAGCUGUAUAGCUAAGGCUAAGAAGCCUUUCACUGUUGGUGAAGAAUUGAUUCUGCCUGCUGCCAAGGGCAUGUGCCUUGAACUGUUGGGAGAAGCUGAAGCUAACAAGACAGCACAGGUUUCUCUUUCAGCUACCACAGUUUCAAGGAGAAUCGGUGACAUAGCGGAGGACAUCGAAGCACAGCGGUUGGAACGGCUUAACGAAUCACCAUGGUAUGCUAUCCAGGUGGACAAGUCUACCGAUGUCGACAACAGGGCAUUACUGCAGGUUUAUGUGCGAUAUAUAUUUCAAGACGAUGUGCACAAGGAUAUGUUCUGUGCACUGCCGCUGCCAACUAACACAACUGGUACAGAACUAAAGUUUUUGAAUGACUACAUGUCAGGCAAACUGGACUGGUCAUUCUGUGUUGGAAUAUGCACAGACGGGGCUGCAGCUAUGACUGGACGGCUGUCUGGUUUCACCACCCAAGUCAAAGAGGUUGCUCCUGAAUGGCACUCCACACACUGUGUCAUUCACAGGGAAAUGUUGGCUAGCCAAAAAAUGUCACCUGAUCUUAACAGCAUAUUGAGUGACGUUGUUGAAGUUAUCAAUCACAUCAAAGCAAAAGCCCUUAAUUCACAUCUGUUUGAGCAGCUUUGUGAGGAAAUGGAUGCAGAGCACAAACGCCUUCUCUUACACACUGAAGUCAGGUGACUAUCAAAGGGGAGAGCCCUGGCCAGGGUUUUUGAGUUAAGAGAGCCACUACAGAGAUAUCUUUCAGGAAAAAUCUCACCAUUGGCAGCACACUUCAGUGAUGAGGAGUGCAUAGCAGAACUCGCUUAUCUGUGUGACAUCUUCAACCUGCUCAAUGAACUCAAUUUGUCACUUCAAGGGAGAAUGACAACUGUCUUCAAGUUGGCAUAUAAAGUGUCUGUUUUCAAAGCCAAACUGUAACUGUGGGGACGGCGAGUGGACAGGGGCAUAUUUGACAUGUUCCCAACAUUAGCUGGGAUUUUGGGAGAGUGUUGCAAUGAUUUUAUAUGUUCAUACGAGGAAAAUAAGUGCUGUGUUUAAUAUCCAAAUGUUACUUAAAAUGUUAUGAUUCUAUUGACUUAUAAUUGACUUACCACUAUAUUCAUGCGAGGAAAAUAUGUGCUAUGUGUUUAAUAUUAAAUUCAUUAGAUAAACCAUUUUAGAAACAAAAUUGAGUGUAUUUAUGUGGCUUAUAACCUACAUUCCGGUCAUG